GAUGCAAGUAUAAUUUCUGACUGUUUUUUUCGCCCACAGAGAUGGAGUUUGCUUGCAGUCAUGUUGUGUGUAACUGGAGGUCUGAGAGCUUAUCAGAAGAUGAAGCUAAAGUCUCAAAUCAAGGUUGUGCCUCCACUCUUCCCUGUGGUCUGUCCAGAGCUCAGUCUGUCUCCGAUCAUCCUUACGACAACCGCGUUACCUUUGUUCAGAAACCAGCUCCAUCAAUGGCUCCACCACCUGUACCGCCCCGUAACAUACAAAGGAGAGACACUCUGUUUAGCGCUCUCCCACCCCCAUUACCGCCGAGAGGUCUGGAGAAUAAUGGAGAGACUCACCUUAAAGCUAAUGUAAAUGUGGUGUCGCUAAAAGUGGGAAGCCUCGUGGACGUUAGUAAAGCAUCUGCCAUAAAGUGCAGCCAAAAACCAGUGUGUUGUGGGAAAUGCAAUGCUGUCAUGUCCUCAGCAAGCAGCCCAGUGACACACCAAAAAACAAUAAUAUGGAGCUGUGAGUUUUGUGGGAAGGAGAACGUUUACCCCCAAACUACACUGAAGGGAGGCCGGUUUCCUUUGCGCAAUCCUCCAGGCAGGGAUAUACUUUACAUGGACGACGAUGAGGACACAGAGUAUGAGAAUCUCGAUGACAUGCUUAUUGUCCUGUGUGUGGACAUUUCUGGAAGUAUGAGCGUCACUUCUGAGAUCUCUCCCGGUAACAGCAUGCGAUCGCCCACAUAUAUUUCGCGACUGCUGUUCUCAACACCCUCACUUAAUGUUCACAUUAAAUAUAUUUUCCUCUCAGAUCUCUCCCGGCACAAUAAAUGUGAAGUUACUCCCAUUUUUUGGGUUCAGGGAGUCCAAGAAGCUCUUCAGAUGGUGCUGUCCUCCCUGCAGAAAACCUCAUCUCACCGAAGAGUGGCACUGGUGACAUUUAACAAUGAGUAUAUUUUUUCAUCCACUUUCCAGAUAAAUAUUGUUAAUAUUGGUACAGUUGCAACUGAAAUCCAGAGCGCUGUAGCUGACAAUGUCCUAGCAACUAGUGUCAUGGCAACACUGCUGGCACCAGAUGGCAUGUACUUCCCAUAUGAGGAGGAUAAUCAUCGGUUAGUACGAGAGAUUGGCAACGUAACAGAUGGUGUUGAGAUCACCUUCCAGUUUGCAGUCAGACCAGAAAAAGUUGAAAGUUUCCAACAACGGGACCGUGUCCCUUUUCAGCUGCAGCUGAGUUUCAAGACUCGAGAUUUGCAGAAAGUGACGAGAGUCAUCACUCAACAGAAACGAGUCACCAUCAGCAGCUGGGUGUGGGCAGGCAGUUUAAAUAUGUCCAUAUUGGGCGUUCACUGUGCCCAGCUGUGUGCCAGGCUGACUAUGGAGGGCCGAGUACAGGAAGCACAGAGACAACUCAGAGCUCAACAGGACCUUCUCAAAGACAUCAGUCAACAGAAGCCGAGUCCUAAAGAAGAGAGUAUCUAUGGGAACUGGAUUAGUACCAUGAGUAUGAUCUGUGAAGACCUCACCACUGUCAACAAGAACACAACAGAAACUGACGCCAAACAAGCAUCCCGAACAUCUUCCACUGCGAGUCUCUCAGAUGCGGCGGCCAAGGUGGUCUACCAAAUGAAGAGAGCGAAGAGCGUGAGCGGAAAGGGACAGAGAGUUGCCAUGAUGGAGAACUGAGCUCAGAUGCCAUCAAGACUUGUGAGCAGUCGUUUUAAGUGUCAUGUAGGCUGCUAUAUCAAUCUCAAACUAUGGACAAUGAAUACUGCUUGGAAUAUAUGCAAUAUAAAAUAUAUGCAAACUAUGAGUUGAUAACCUAGUAUCCAGCUGGUGAGCUGCUUUCAGAAUCAGAAAGAGCUUUAUCAAUCUCAAACUAUGGACAAUGAAUACUGCUUGGAAUAUAUGCGAUAUAAAAUAUAUGCAAACUAUGAGUUGAUAACCUAGUAUCCAGCUGGUGAGCUGCUUUCAGAAUCAGAAAGAGCUUUAUUGCCAAGUGUGCUUACACACACAAGGAAUUUGUCUUGGUAACAGAAGCUUCCAGUGCACAGACAAAAAAAAGUGAAUAAAAAUAAAUGUGUAAAAGCAACACACAAUAGGCAAAGAGACAGUAAACAGUAUAUUGUAUGUACAGAUGUGCUAUAUACAAAUUAUGCAAGGGAAUGUGGAUAGAUGUAUGGAUAGAAGUAUAGAUAGUUGGGUCUUGCACAGUGGGGAGAACAUUUAACUGUUCAUGAGGUAUAUGGCCUGAGGGAAGAAACUUUUCUUAUGUCUGGCUGUUUUGGUGCUCAGUGCUCUGUAGCGCUGGUUUGUGCAUUAUAGACAUUUUUGCACGAGUAACAUAUUUGACAUACAUUUUCAAUUGUGUAAAUGGAUGUCAAAUUACCAGCUUAAUUGGAUACUAGGGACUGUAUUAAUAAAUA
This is a messenger RNA of Sinocyclocheilus anshuiensis, 2410 nucleotides long. RefSeq lists its product as uncharacterized. The record is from RefSeq and is a predicted model, not a curated record. Gene Ontology annotation, biological process: intracellular protein transport; COPII-coated vesicle cargo loading; endoplasmic reticulum to Golgi vesicle-mediated transport. The transcript is spliced from 15 exons. NCBI's taxonomy places the organism in Eukaryota, Metazoa, Chordata, Actinopteri, Cypriniformes, Cyprinidae. Bases 42 to 1670 code for a protein of 542 amino acids. Gene Ontology annotation, molecular function: SNARE binding; zinc ion binding. Gene Ontology annotation, cellular component: COPII vesicle coat; endoplasmic reticulum exit site.